Molecule: messenger RNA, 1014 nt
Organism: Caenorhabditis briggsae
Lineage: Eukaryota; Metazoa; Nematoda; Chromadorea; Rhabditida; Rhabditidae
Exons: 3
Coding region: 1-1014 (337 amino acids)
Source: RefSeq, a predicted model, not a curated record
AUGGCCAAAUCUGAUCACUUGUUAGUUCAUAGGAUGAGUAAUAUCUGUGGGGAGUUCAAUCAGGAUCAAUACGCCACAUUCGACUACAAAGUGACACCGGAAGUGUUGAGAAUUCCAUCUGAAGGAUCACUUGAAAUCACGUUGACUCCGUUGGUGAAGUUUGGGGAUGGAGAGAAACUAGUGAUUAUUCAUUUGAUGUCUUAUAUAUUCGAAAUACUCGAUGCGACUGGAAAAGAGGGAUUACAAACACAGUUUUAUGGGAUUUUCUCCAAAAAUGAAAUUAUCCAAUUUCGUAUUGCAGUUAGAAAGGAAAAGAAAGAUCCAGUCAACGAGUAUGAGAUGUACUGCACAAUGCCAGAAGGACUUCUAACCGUCAAACAUGGAGUCAUUAGAAACCGAACGGACACUAUCGAAAUGUUGAAAAGUGCAGAGUUCAAACUGGGAACCCAAGGAAUGAUCGGGAACCGCGUGGACUGGGCAAAACAAGCAGGAUGCUGGGAGUCGGAAUUGAGCUUCACAGAGAGAAAUUGGCAUAUCCUUGACCUAGAGCGUCAAUUUUAUCUAGAAGGCAAAAAGGGACGCAAUAUGCUAUUCGGUUCGGUUCAAAAAACUGAACAGGUUAUCAAAAGAUGGGAGGAAAUGAAAGAAUGGGAAGCCAGGGAAAAGGCAAUGAAACCCAAUUCAGAAAGGCUUUUGUACUCCAAAACUCUCCAAGUUCAACCACAAGUCCAAAGUCCGAGAUCCACUAAAAGCUCUUAUGUUCAAGACGCCAAAGAAGCUUCCAGUAAACGGUCCCCCACGAAAUCCGACAAAUCCAUGGCAUUCAAAAGUUCAACAACGUUAGACGAAUCAACGAAAAGUGGAAAGUUUUCUCAGUCAGCCAAGUCUUCCGGAGUCUCCACGAAAUCUGGAAAAUCUGCGAAAUCUGAGAAAACGGGAGACAAGGAUCCAGAAGAUGUGGAGGAGAAGGAGAAGAAUAAGAAAAAGCGAAAUCCGUGUUGUGUGAUUAUGUGA